Messenger RNA from Helobdella robusta, 966 nucleotides. RefSeq lists its product as hypothetical. The record is from RefSeq and is a predicted model, not a curated record. NCBI's taxonomy places the organism in Eukaryota, Metazoa, Annelida, Clitellata, Rhynchobdellida, Glossiphoniidae. Gene Ontology annotation, cellular component: nucleus. The transcript has 7 exons. The coding region runs from base 1 to 966 and encodes 321 amino acids.
AUGUGGUAUCAAUGUCAUAUCAAGGUGUUGAAUGUUGAGUUUGAAGGCAGACCAGCUGAUGAUUCUGACAUUGAUGGAAUUAAAGUACUCUUGAGGCAACUUAAAACAGCAAGCAAUAUUGCUGGUCGUGCAUUCCGACAUGCUGCUCCUCACGUUGGGAUUUCGCUUCCUCUAAAGAUUAGGAACUGUAGCUCUACACAGUCCUUCAAGUCAUCAUUAAAAACAUUUUAUUUUGAUAGUGCAUUUGUUUAUAAACGUCUGACAGAGUUGUUUCUCAUGGGAUCUGUUGACAGUUAUGAAUUAGCAAAAUUAUUGAUUUCUCAGAACUAUGUUGGCUCAGUCCUACAUCAAGUCCUGUCUCAAAGUGAUGAAGAGGAUGAAGAUGAUGAUGGUGACAUGAAUGAAGAUAGUGCUUUACCAGUUUUUGGAUUGUUAACAGUUAUCAACUUGACUGAAAAAAAUUCUUCAGAUGUCGUCAAAAAUUUAAAACUAUUUCUUCAAGAAAGAUGUAAAGAAAGUUCCUCAGCCAAUGUGUAUGAGGAAUUUGUGUCAAUUUUGAAUUCAAAGCAAGAGCAGAUCGGAUUCAUAAUAAAUGAAAGAAUCCUCGCUUCUUCUCAAUUAGCCGUGCCUAAUUUUGAAUCACUGUGGAAAGAUGUGGAGAAGGCGAACAAUAAGAACAUGAAGUACAACUUCACCAAGUACAUCAUGCUGACCCGGUCUUCCAAAAUGCUGUCCAAGAAGAAAAAUCAAACAGAGGAACCACUUGAAUUCUUGAAUCCCGAAGAUCAAAUAUUUCAUGAGCACAGUUUGUUGAGUUUCAGCUACACUCUAGAGGGCCAGCAUGACACGUUGAUUGACAUGAAGUCAUCUGAAAUUUUGAACCAGCAGCAAGAACCGUUGAGGACCAUCAUCGUUUUCGAAUCAUCAAAAAUACCAGCCAUAAUGAAUGAAAUGAAAACUUUAUGA